Messenger RNA from Aaosphaeria arxii CBS 175.79, 1746 nucleotides. RefSeq lists its product as uncharacterized. The transcript is spliced from 4 exons. NCBI's taxonomy places the organism in Eukaryota, Fungi, Ascomycota, Dothideomycetes, Pleosporales. The coding region runs from base 1 to 1746 and encodes 581 amino acids. The record is from RefSeq and is a predicted model, not a curated record.
AUGGAAGGAUCUUCGAAUAUCCAACCCUACAGAACUCCCUACGUUGGUGUCAACAUAGCCGAUGGCCGAUUUGUGAGUCUACGCCUUGAUAUUCGUGAUAUUCACCAUCAGCAUGGUUAUUGGCUGUUCGAACCGACCUCUGUGGCUGAUGCUUGUGCUUUGGGAAUCAGAGACCCUGAGGCCGUCAUUAGAGCUGUCUGGAAGAAGUACAACGGUACUUCAUUAGACGGACUCAUCCUUCGCUGGAUACCUAGCCGAUCGGAUACCUUCCAGGCACCGAGAAGUGGGAAUGUCAAAGCCCAUUUCUUUUCCAUUGCAGGUGAACGAAGAGAGCUUGGCCAGUCGGGAUUGUGUGGAUCAUAUGACCUACCAACAUAUCCUAAUGAUGAAGAUGGAAGGUUACUUCAGUAUCGAAGGGACCAAUUUGCAACGCAAGCAGCGAAAAGCCUGCGUCCUUCACUAAAUGUGUCCGCAUCCAGACCAACGACCGGAAAGGAUGGACAUGGAUUCAAUAUGCCGACUGAUUCUCGACGUACUCUUGAAUCGACUCCAUCCGCUGAAGCUGCAGGUCCUACCACUCUCGUACCCAAAUCCAAUCGAGACCACCACCCUUCCAGACAGGGUCUCGUCAAGCUACCGCAGUCACUGCCAGUAUCAACAGAAGACAGCCCUAUGACUUCUACCACUCUGCCGUUUCUCCUUGAACGUGAAAAUAACAGGGAGCAACCGAGCCCAUUCGAGGUCCGGCGCGAGACCACAAGCCCGGAUUUGGAAGGCACAAGGCUCCGCACCUUGCUGUUGAAUCUAGAAGGUCCUAUGGUGUCAUAUAACUCACUACCCCAUUCUCCCAAGAAUCAGUUGGAAUCGCCUGCGUCGGCUCCACAAUCCAUCAAAUUUAUUCCGACUGAGAACCUUCCUGAGUUUAGCAGCCGAUGUUUGCCUAUUCCCGAGUGCGCAAAUAGCCCAACGCCCGCUUCGUCGCACAGCCAAAUGAAGGGGAACCUUCAAGAUACCGAGACAAACACACAAGAAAGAAUAAAUAUCAUGGGAGAACUAUCUGCAGAUGUCCAUUACAACGAGAGUGGAAUCAUCUCUCCUGCUCCAGCAGAAGACACUAUCAGUUCACAAAUCAUGACGAAUGCUUCUGAGAUGAACCUAAACCGCCAGAACGAAAGGAUUCCGCCAGUCCCGGCUCCGAAUACUCCCUCCGCCUUGGCUCGUGAAAACUGGCCCUAUUCUGCAAUCCCAAACUCCACGGAAUUUCCAGCUAUGCUAGGGUCGCCACAGCGAGAAAGUGAAAUCGAAAAUCAGUUACUCAACGCUUUCGUUCCUUGCAUGGACUGCGGAAAGCUUUUGGGCCACACCAUUGAGUGUCAUAUCGGCAGCUUGAAGCUGGUUGAAAAGCCAAACGCACUAGAGCUACGCCGUAUAGCAGACCAGGUAGAGAGACUUGAUCCAGAGCAGUGGCGCGAGCAUCGAGAUCCGCCUCCCAAGGAGCGUGAAGAUCAUGCUACCGUGAUCGCCGGAAUUAUAGAGCUCAUUCGGAACGAUGACAGCUACAAGUCUGAUGAGUGCUUGCAUAGCCUAACUGAUGAAGCCUUGGUGAUCGCGUGGGGCUUGAGGCAGUGCAAGAGUACGAAGGCGGAGUUUGUCUUCUUCGAUGGUGACCGGCCUUAUGUCCUGGGAACACCUCCAGAUGAAGAGCCGGAGGACCAUGAAAGAUCAAAGGAAGGCAUGGAGAACUAG